AUGUUAAAGGAAAUUGGUAAUAAGUACGGAAAGCGCCCUUCUGGGUUUGCUGUAGAAAUGGUUUUUAUUGAUGGUGUUAAAUACGCUUGUGCAACGUGCAUUAAAGGUCAUCGUUCUACCGCUUGUCAACACUCUGACCGACCACUUUUUGUUAUCAAAAGGAAAGGUCGACCUAUAACCCAAUGUUCACAUUGUCGUGAACUUCGUAAAACUCAGAAAGUUCAUGUGAAAUGUAAUUGUGUCGAAAGGAAAAAGGAAGAAUCUAUUUCAAUUUUACCACAAGGAAUUCCCAAUAGAGACUAUAUCACUGACAAUCAAAGUUCUUAUAAUGGGUCUACUUCAGAGGAUAAGACUUCGGUGGGUGCAUUGUUGAACCCAUGUCAAUGUCUAACUGGAGCAAAGUGUAUUUGUUGUCGACCCAUUGAAAAACAAUAUAAUGCUAAUCACACUGAAUCAUCGGCUCAAACUCCAAGGUAUAUGUUGCCGCCAAUCCCCUCUUCACUUGAAAAUCAUAACUCGCAACUUCCUAUUGUAUCUUCUUGGGAAAUUCAUCACGUUAAUAAUAAUGAUGGGACGCAUUCAAGAAAUAAUUAUCCUUCUUUCGCACGAAGAAACAAUUCACAUAUGAAUAGCCAUUUUACAAGGCCUUAUAGUCAAAAUUCAUUAGAGCAAGGAUAUUCAGAUAAUAAUAAAGAUGAUGAUAUAGAUUUGAGGUCUCAUGAUCAAAGUGGUGUUCUAGGUGAAGAAAUUUGUCAUAGUACUUCUGCUGAUUUGGUCCAUAUAAUCUAUAAACCAUUUCAAAGUUGUUCUUCUGCCAUGACUGAUGGAAGUUGUUGUGGAAGUAGUAACUCUACAACGGUGAUGCCAAUUUGUAGAUGUGGUUCAGGAUGUAAAUGUGAAGGUUGUGAUGCUCAUGCGGAAAGAGUCAACGUAGGAGAUUCUUAUAAUAAUGUUUCUCAACCAGGUCGUCCAAAAUAUUCGUGUUGUUCUUCCUUUUCGCCCGAGAUCAUUCAACCUAUUCAACCUGAACACACCGUCACCUUGGAUGAAGAUGGUGUGCAAAUAUGUGGUUGUGGUUGUGAAAAAUAUGACUCGGAUUGUUCAGAUUGUUUAAAAAGUUUAUGUGAAGGUAUGUUAAUGACAAAAAAAAAAUUAUAA
Molecule: messenger RNA, 1158 nt
Organism: Funneliformis geosporum
Lineage: Eukaryota; Fungi; Glomeromycota; Glomeromycetes; Glomerales; Glomeraceae
Source: the annotation of a GenBank genome assembly